Molecule: messenger RNA, 582 nt
Organism: Bombina bombina (fire-bellied toad)
Lineage: Eukaryota; Metazoa; Chordata; Amphibia; Anura; Bombinatoridae
Gene: IL11
Product: interleukin 11
Exons: 4
Biological process (GO): positive regulation of MAPK cascade; positive regulation of cell population proliferation
Cellular component (GO): cytoplasm
Molecular function (GO): cytokine activity; growth factor activity
Source: RefSeq, a predicted model, not a curated record
CUUGCAGGCAGUUUCUGUCAGCUUGCUCUAGCCGUAUUGAGCCUUUGUGAAGGCUUAUGGGCAGUUCCUCUGUUGAGGCCAAAACCCGAUCCCAAGAUGGAUUUUGACAGUAUUCUACAGAUGGCAAAACACCUUUUAAGUGACACCAAGCAUCUAUUUCACCACUUUAAAUCCAAGUACCCAUUAGAAGGGGAGCAUAAACUUGAUACUUUACCUGUACUAUCGAUGAAUGCUGUGGAAUUGUCCAAUAUUCAGGUUACAACAGGUCUCACCAAACUUAGCUUGGAUCUCCUCAUAUAUCAGAAACAUUUUGAUUGGCUGAAAAAAGCAGCUCAUGUGGUUCGGCCCUUGGAUAACGAGUUUACCAUUAUUCAUAACCGCAUUGACAAGCUGGUAAAGAAAAUGGACCACUUGAUGAUUAAACUAAACAUAGCCCGAGUUAGUGAUCCACCACUACCACAACUCCCCAACUCCACCACUCAGUGGAGCGUCGUACAAAUUGGUCAUGCUAUUUUUCACCACUUUCAUUUAUUCUUGGACUACACUACACGUGUUUUGGUUCUAAUGAGAAACAAGUUGUGA